AUGCUCAUGCUCUCUCCUUCCUUUUGGUGUUCUAAAUUUCACUGCCAUCUCACUGGAUCUGAACCUUUUCCAUGGCAGGGUGCAGACUCAUCUGAGCGUGUCAUUGCUCCCAUGCGGUGGGGCUUGGUCCCGUAUUGGUUUAGGGAAAGCGACCCUUCCAAGCUGCAGUUCAACACUUCCAACUGUCGCAGUGAUACCAUAAUGGAGAAACGGUCCUUCAAGGUGCCUCUGGGAAAGGGAAGACGCUGUGUGGUCUUGGCAGAUGGAUUCUACGAGUGGCAGCGAUUUCCGGGAGUAAGCGAGACGCAGCCGUACUUCAUCUACUUCCCCCAGGUCAAAACAGAGAAGUCAGACAAUGCCGGUGCUGCAGACAGUCCUGAGGACUGGGAGAAAGUCUGGGACAACUGGCGGCUGCUGACAAUGGCCGGGGUCUUUGACUGCUGGAAGCCCCCGGAUGGGGGAGACUCCCUGUACUCCUACACCAUCAUCACAGUGGACGCCUGCACAGGCUUGAAGAACAUCCACCAGAGGAUGCCAGCCAUAUUAGAUGGAGAGGAGGCAGUCUCUAAAUGGCUGGACUUCGGUGAGGUCUCAACUCAAGAAGCGCUGAAGCUGAUCCACCCCACAGAGAACAUCACCUUCCAUCCGGUGUCUUCCCUGGUGAACAACUCACGAAACGAUGCCCUUGAGUGUCUGGUUCCCGUCAACUUGCUGGUCAGAAAGGAGCUCAAGUCAAGUAGCAGCAGCCAGAAGAUGUUGCAGUGGCUGGCCACAAAGUCACCCAAAAAGGAAGGCCCCAAAACACCCCAAAAGGCAGAAUCAGAUGUGCCCCCGUGGUCCAGCCAGUUCCUCCAGAAGAGCCCAGUGUCCCCCAAGAGAGGCAGUGCAGGACUCCUGGAGCGGUGGCUGAAGCGGGAGAGGGAGGAGGAGCCCGAGGCCAAGCGGCCGUGCACUGAGUAGGGCGGAGCGUUCCGAGACCAGGCCCGGUGUGCUGCGCUUUUUCAGUACGCUGUGGAGGCGGGCGCCGGCGCGGUCUGUGGGUUUGCUUGGGAGGAGCUAGCACAGUGUGGGUGAACAGUGGUGGCUUCUUGGGGGAGUAGCUGUCCUGGCUGUGACCCAAAUGCAGUGGGGCUGUGGGGCAGCCUGAGAGGAGGGAGGGCCACCACCGUCCCCUCGUGGUGUGUGCCCACAGCCCUCUCCUGGUGGGAUGGUGGAUCCGACCUGGUGCUGCCAGCAGAGGCUGUUUUCUGCUCAGCCUUUGGGCUCUUCCAGCCUUUUGGAAUUAAGUUCUUAAAACAUUGUGCUUUUUUCCUGUGUACAUUAUAUUUGAUAAACUGCGUACAUUUCAGAAAAUGCUGCUGGUGGGAGGCAUUCUGGAUCUGUUUCCUGGCAUCAGCCCUAGGGAAUGGAUUUUGUCACAGAUACGGGGCACUGGGGCUUUCUGUGGACAAAACUUCUUUGGAAACAAUAAAAAGGCUUGAUGAGGGGCUCUUUGUUGAGUCUCU
This is a messenger RNA of Vicugna pacos (alpaca), 1505 nucleotides long. NCBI's taxonomy places the organism in Eukaryota, Metazoa, Chordata, Mammalia, Artiodactyla, Camelidae. The record is from RefSeq and is a predicted model, not a curated record.